AUGGACAUAAAAUUCAAGGCGCGCUCACUAUGGAACACGUGUAAAGAAUUGACGAUUCGGUGUACGAAAUCGCUGAAAAAUGGAAUCCGAUUCUCUGAAAUGUACGAAAUGGUCCCAUGGACCCCAAAAUCAAUGGAAUACAUCCUCGUCUUUGUCCUCUUCCAUAUCUACCUACUGUAUAUUUUGAUUUUCUGCGUUUCUCUGGAAAUUUCCAGAAAUUUCCGUCUGAAAUCCUCGGGAAUCGCUCCGAUCACCGGACAGAUCAAAGAGAAAAUAUCGAUUUUCUUGACCUACUUUUUUGUUUUUCAAUCGGUUUCCCGGUUGACGUUUGGCGCCGCCACGUGGCACCGAUUCGUCGGAUGGGCGUGUCAAGUGAAGCCACAAAUCAAUUUUAAGCCUCAAAUCAAACUCGGAAAAAGCAAAUCAUCAGAAUCAGUGAUUUCUGUCAAGAAUGCCUCAAAAAUCGAUACUUCGAUUGGACUAGGUAUGGAAUCUGAAGAUGAGGAAACUCGAAAAUCCAUCAAAAAAUUGGGAAAAAUCAAGAAAAGUGUGGAUUUUGCAACGGAUCUGACUGAUGCUGUAAUUAUGGGCAAGGAAGAACCUGAAGACUCAAUUUGUAUGGUUCAAAAAUGGUUGGAGGAUUCUGAAUCGUUGAAUUCUGAAGACGUCAGAAUUCAUGUUCAGAAGUUGAUGGAGGAGAAUGAGAAAAUGAAAAAGCAAACUUCUAUGAUCAGUGAAACUGGAGCAUAA
Caenorhabditis briggsae is the source of this 750-nucleotide messenger RNA. NCBI's taxonomy places the organism in Eukaryota, Metazoa, Nematoda, Chromadorea, Rhabditida, Rhabditidae. Bases 1 to 750 code for a protein of 249 amino acids. The record is from RefSeq and is a predicted model, not a curated record. The transcript is spliced from 5 exons.